Messenger RNA from Neogale vison (American mink), 5069 nucleotides. RefSeq names its product zinc finger protein 697 (gene ZNF697). Gene Ontology annotation, molecular function: DNA-binding transcription repressor activity, RNA polymerase II-specific. The record is from RefSeq and is a predicted model, not a curated record. Gene Ontology annotation, biological process: negative regulation of transcription by RNA polymerase II. The coding region runs from base 133 to 1773 and encodes 546 amino acids. The transcript is spliced from 3 exons. Lineage: Eukaryota; Metazoa; Chordata; Mammalia; Carnivora; Mustelidae.
AGACGCCGCCGCCGCCGCAGCAGCAGCACAAGGGCAGACGCGGCGCGGGACUCCGGCCGGGGCGCGCGCUGCCCUCGCUUCUCGCCGCCGCGCAGGGGUCCCCGGUCACCUCCCUUGUGCUGUUCUUCCUGGAUGGAACAAGAAAAUAAACAGGGUGUGUGUGAAGCCCAGGACUCAGCAGACAAAGGGAUGGGCUCUGAUUUUGAGAACUCUGAAGACAGAGAACGGGACCCAGAAGAAAGCAGAAUGGGCUCCUACCCACAGGAUGCCAACAAGAGAGAAGGCCCCCCAGAGCAGGAGCUGGACUCCAACGCACAUGAUGAAGCUCUGGGAGGGGACCCAGAGGAGAGGGAACUGGUAUCUGACAUCUGCCCAGAGGAACUGCUGAGUGAGGAAGAAGGGGCUGCUCUCCGCGAAGAUGAUGAUUACCAGUCUGGCGUAGCCGAGAUGGCCAUGUUCCCGGGACUGUCGGAGUCCGACAGCAUUUCCCGGAGCCCCCGGGAAGAGGAGGAGGAGGAGAGCGCUGGGGAGAACCGGCUGGACGAAGAGGAGCAGCCGCCCCCUCCCAUGCUCCCCUGGAGGCGGCACCUCUCCCUGGGGAGUCGGCACCGGGGCGACAAGCCCGCCCACCGCCGCUUCCGCCGGCUCCAUCACCCCAUGGCCAUGGACCUCGGGGAGCUCGACAGCCUGAUGGCCAGCAUCAUGGACGCGCCCACCAUCUGCCCGGACUGUGGGGAGAGCUUCAGCCCGGGCGCCGCCUUCCUGCAGCACCAGCGCAUCCACCGCCUGGCGGAGGCCGCCGCCGCAGCCAGCCUGGAGCCCUUCGGCUUUGCGGGCGAGUGUGGCGCCAUGGUGGGCGUGGCGGGGGGCUUCGGGGCGGGGCCCGCGCUGGCCCGGCCCCCGCGCGAGAAGCCCUUCCGCUGCGGGGAGUGCGGCAAGGGCUUCAGCCGCAACACCUACCUGACCAACCACUUGCGCUUGCACACGGGCGAGCGGCCCAACCUGUGCGCUGACUGCGGCAAGAGCUUCAGCUGGCGCGCGGACCUGCUUAAGCACCGGCGCCUGCACACGGGCGAGAAGCCCUACCCGUGCCCCGAGUGCGGCGAGGCCUUCAGCCUCAGCUCACACCUGCUGAGCCACCGGCGGGCGCACGCGGCGGCCAGCGGCGCGGGGGCGGCGGCUCUGCGGCCCUUCGCCUGCGGCGAGUGCGGCAAGGGUUUUGUGCGCCGCUCGCACCUGGCCAACCACCAGCGCAUCCACACGGGCGAGAAGCCGCACGGCUGCGGCGAGUGUGGCAAGCGCUUCAGCUGGCGCUCGGACCUGGUGAAGCACCAGCGCGUGCACACGGGCGAGAAGCCCUACAUGUGCUCCGAGUGUGGUGAGACCUUCAGCGUCAGCUCACACCUCUUCACGCACAAGCGCACGCACUCGGGCGAGCGGCCCUACGUGUGUCGUGAGUGCGGCAAGGGCUUCGGGCGCAACUCGCACCUGGUGAACCACCUGCGCGUGCACACGGGCGAGAAGCCCUUCUGCUGCGGCCAGUGCGAGAAGCGCUUCAGCGACUUCUCGACGCUCACGCAGCACCAGCGCACGCACACGGGCGAGAAGCCCUACACGUGCAUCGAGUGCGGCAAGAGCUUCAUCCAGAGCUCGCACCUGAUCCGCCACCGCCGCAUCCACACUGGCAACAAGCCGCACAAGUGUGCGGGCUGUGGCAAGGGCUUCCGCUACAAAACGCACCUGGCACAGCACCAGAAGCUGCACCUGUGCUAGGGGCCGGGCCUCUGGGAGGCUGCCCCGGUGGGGAGCAUGUGUUGAGGAGCAGUUCUGGGGAUAGAGCUUGUGGAGAGAAAUGGGGAAGGGGCGGGAGGGACAAUCUGAGUGACCGGGGAGUCUUGGUGUUAUGGGGUUUUGAAGGGGAGGGUCGAGUUAGUGUGGUUUUUUUGGGGUGUUCUUUUUUGCCUGCCUCCCUAACGGGACGUGUUUGGGAGAUGUGCUUGAGCCAUGACGUCUUCAGAUACACGCAGUAGGGGUUGAAGAGCACGGAAGAGCAGGCACUUUGAGGACCUUGAAGAAGGGGGGGUAGGAGAAUGAACAGGAUGGCAGGCAGUAGAGUAGGUCGGGCUGUGGGGGCCUGUGGGCGUCGGGAGAGGCUCAUGGGGUAAAAUAAAAGGCGGGUAUGAAUCAUUCUGUCCUGGUCUCACCAGGUGUUAGGUUAACACUGUUUGCCCUGUCGCCUCACAUCAGCCAUAGUCUCAUGAAAAGUAGAGGAACCUUGUCCAUGCUAUGGGAGAAGAUAUUUAGUAUGUAUUCCCCUUCAUUUCUCUGAGCCACAGUUAGCUGCUAUUUUGAGGCAUCCAGGGGAAACUGGGCAGGAAAGCUUAUGCACUCUGAUUGCAAGGACAAAAUUGAAGUUUGGAAAUCCGUUCAUAACUGGCUUUAAGAUCACCUGGGAAAUCUUGGUUCUUCUCCCCCUGGUUCUUUGCCACUUCCUUUAAAGUAGUCUAGCUUCAUGCUGGGUCAGGGUGAUCUGUGUGGAUGGGAGGUGUUAGGUGUGUGCCAAGCCCGGUAUUUCAUGUCUCACUUGUGAUCUUCUAAGUGCAGGGGAAUGAAACAGUCCCAGCUAUGUGUGGCUUUCCCUUUUCCAGGUCAGCAUGUUGCUUGUUUGAAGUGAAUCUCCGAUCAGCAACCAUUGCCCCAGUGACCUACUACAAAAGUCAUCUAUCUCAGAGUUUUGCUGGCCUUAUGUGAGAAAUCCAGGAGAGCAAAUGUUCACAUGUUGGAGUGCAGAGCUUCUUUGUCUCAUUUGUCUUUGCUCUGUAUCCAUUGCCUCCCUCCCUCUUGGUAGUAAUGGGGGAGAUAAUCGAACAGCCACCUCCAUCCAUAUUGAUACGGGCUUUUGGUCUGAAUAGAGAUAUCUUUUAUGUACACAGGGAGGCACAGUAGAAAGCUCAAGGGUUUACACAAGGAAGGCCCAAGCAGGGAAAGGUGUUAAGUGCAAAAUUGCCAAAUAGCACAAGCAAUGAAUGUUUUCUGGUUGUUAUAUAAAUGCCAAAAUAGCACUUUUUUAUUUCUAAAGUGCUUUAUGCUUUUUAAUGACCGUUAAUUGUUUCUCACACCUUUGUGAGGUAGAUCAGUAUUAUGACCCCUGUCGUAGGGAAGACCCGAGGACAGGAGUACAGCAGGCUGUUUGGAAGACAGGCUGACGACCGUGGGGAUAGGUAUGGUCAAACCUUUUGUGUUCUCCUGUCAGCUGCUAGAAAGACUUAACCUGUCAUGAUUUAUAUAAUAAAAUGAAGACACUGAAAAUUCAUAAUGCUUCAUGGAAAACUUAAGGCUAGUCUAGAAGGGCCAAAGAUGUCCUUAUUGACAAAGCUGGUCUUUGUCACAUAAUUAGGGUAUCUUAGGAUUGUUCCAUUUCUAGUAGGGGGCUGUAGUUAGAUGACUCUUGUACAGAUUUCGGUUACCUGUACGGAAAAUUCCUCCCCCAGGUUAGCCUUUAGAAAUUAGAGUUGUGGAAAGCAGUCUUGUUUUCUUUACUAGUGAUUGUUAGUUGUUCUGUACUUUUCAUGGAAGCAUCUUCACAAACUGUUGGACACACUUGAAAGCAAAGAAGAAAAACUGCAAGAUUGUUUUUACAGUUUUAGCAAACUUUCUGUGGAUGCUGGUAAUUUAUACUUGAUCAAUUGUAUUUUAACAAAGAACCUCCUUGGGGACUGUAGGGAAGCAUGUUUUUGUCCUUAUAAAAACACCUUCCCAAAAGAAAAAAUCCUGAGAAUUCUGGGCUUGUACAAUGCCUGUUGAUCUUGCCCUCUUAAUCAGUUUAUUGUUAUUUACAAAUGCAAAUCGAUUUUCAAAAGAUAGAUAAUUUUGCAAGACACUAAUUCUUUAUUUUCUUUUAGUUGAGUAAUCUGAGCAAAAUCAAUGUCCAUUAUUUAUUCUGACUCUUUACCCUGAAUACUGUGUAUAGGACUCCUUUGAAAAUAAUAUAGCCAAUUUGUAGGUAACCUUAUUCCUUUGUGUGUGUUUUUUAUGCACAUCUACCUCUUCCAGCCAUUUUAUGUUCUCUCAAAUCUGUGCCUAUGAAAUCUCAUGCAAAUUUUGAUUAUCCACUUUAUGGGUUAUUUGGCCUUUGACUGCCAUUGUACUCUGUGUGGUCUUGUCUGCAGCAGCUAUGUUAUAUAUGGGCAGCUUUCAAGAAGGUUCAAGAGGGAAGGGACAUUGAAGCUCAUAUGAAAUAAUUUGGUGGCAGUGGAAAUGUUUGGGUUUCAUUGACCUCUCUUCUUUCAGGUACCAUGGGUAAGAGAGUCAGCUACCACUUCAGUAUCCCUUUGAGGAGCAGAUCCCUCAGCAGAAGAAAACAGCCCAACCACCAAAAUCCCCACUCUCAUGGUGCAUUUAAAAUGUGAUUCCAUUUUUCCUACACUUCUUCAGGGAUCAUAGCUGCAUUAAGUGAAUUUAAAUGCAGUCAGGAGGCUGGUUCUUGUAUCUAGUUCAAGAAUAAUAGUUUUUCUUCAGCAAGCCCCACUAACUGUGAUGCACCCUUAAAAAUGCUACUUUGAAGAUUCCUUCCGUCAACUCAUUCAUGCUGGUGGAGGCAAGUGUAUCAUUUGUUUCCUGGGGAGUUUGGUCAAGUGCAGGCUGCUCUUGGCUUAGCAGAAGCCAGAGCAGUUUCGGUAAGUUAAAUGGCUUGAUUUGAUCUUGAGCUCUGAGUUGGAAAGAGAAGAUGGGAAGUUAACCCCUUGAGCCAUGUGGUUUCUUCAGGAUCAAGAGGCUGUACAUAAUGUGAGAAAGUACAGAUGAAGAACCUGUGUUCAUAGACAAUCUGGACUGUGUUUCUGAAGUUUGCGCACAUUUCCCUUCAGUAUAAUGUUAUUUUACAGCUGUUUGUUAAAAUAGUGAAUAAUUUAAUGAUCCUAAAUGUAACAGGUUUUGUGUGAGUGUGUGCUUGUAUAUGUGAGAAUUGCUUUAUUUUCAGGUGGUUUUAUUUAAUGAUGGUUCCUCGGACAGCAUUCUGGUGUUCAGCAACCCAUAUGGAAUAUUUGUCAUUAAAUCCAUAUCAGUCUUUU